GAUAAACACACAGACUAACACGCACCAGCUGGAUUGCUCGCAGACACGCGCCACAAGCACCGAGAGACAAGACGCCGCACAAUCGGCCGAUCGCGGCUCCGGUUUCUCCGAGAUCCUCUUUUCGACGGGCUCACUGUCAUCUGUCAUUUCAGCGGGGAAACGGCCACCGAGAGAGAGGGGCAGGUGUGCCCUUUAAGAGGGGGAGCAGCUGAGGCAAGGACAGCAUCCGAGUCUCCAUCCUCCGUGGAGGUUUUGCAGUUCCGAAGAGGGCAAGAAAGAGGGGCGGUCUGUCAAAGCUCUCCGGUUUUCUGUUCUCGCUCCUUCCACCUGGAAAUAGGCUGCAAUGGUUGGCAGUAUUCAAAGGCCCAAACCUGUCUGAGUGAGCCCUAUGAACAGUAGAACCAAUGGACAUCAAAGGCCAGUGUUGGACAGACGAGGAGUCGGACGGAGAGAACGAAUCGGAACAGUUCCUGUACGGCAUUCAGGGGAGCUGUGCUGCUGACCUGUACCGCCACCCUCAACUGGAUGCAGAUAUUGAGGCAGUAAAAGACAUCUACACUGACAGUGCUGUCUCUGUUAGGGAGUAUGGAACCAUUGAUGACGUGGACAUCGAUCUUCAUAUUAACAUCGGCUUCUUAGAUGAGGAGGUUGCGACAGCUUGGAAAGUUAUCAGAACAGAGCCCAUUAUUCUGAGACUGCGCUUUUCUCUUUCUCAGUACCUCGAUGGACCUGAGCCGUCAGUGGAAGUGUUCCAGCCCUCCAAUAAAGAAGGCUUCAGUCUGGGCUUGCAGCUCAAAAAGAUCCUGAGCACGUUCACCUCACAGCAGUGGAAGCACCUCAGUAAUGAGUUCCUCAAGGCCCAGCAGGAGAAGAGGCACAGCUGGUUCAAAGCCGGAGGAACCAUCAAGAAGUUCCGCGCCGGGCUCAGCAUCUUCUCCCCCAUACCCAAGUCUCCGAGUUUUCCUCUGAUCCAAGACACAGUUUUGAAAGGGAAGCUGAGCGUCCCUGAGCUGAGAGUGACCCGCCUGAUGAAUCGCUCUAUCUCGUGUACCAUGAAGAACCCUAAAGGGGAGCUCUUCAGCUACCCACCGAACAGCCAGACUGUGGCUGUCCCGGCGGCCAGGGCCCCAGCGCAGAUUACCACGAGGCAGCUGAUUGAAUUGUUUUUCUCAUCCCAGGCGGGCGGCCACUGCAAGAACAUCCCUACCUUGGAGUAUGGCUUCUUAGUGCAGAUAAUGAAGUACUCAGAGCAGAGGAUCCCCACGCUCAACGAGUACUGCGUGGUGUGUGACGAACAGCACGUCUUUCAGAAUGGAUCCAUGCUGAAGCCGGCCGUGUGCACCAGGGAGCUGUGUGUGUUCUCCUUCUACACUCUGGGUGUGAUGUCCGGAGCUGCAGAGGAAGUGGCCACCGGAGCAGAGGUGGUGGAUCUGCUUGUGGCUAUGUGUCGAGCUGCUCUCGAGUCUCCCCGCAAGAGCAUCAUCUUCGAGCCCUACCCGUCAGUCGUCGACCCCAAUGACCCCAAGACUCUGGCCUUCAACCCAAAGAAGAAGAAUUAUGAGAGACUGCAGAAAGCACUGGACAGCGUCAUGUCCAUUCGGGAAAUGACCCAGGGCUCAUAUCUAGAGAUCAAGAAACAGAUGGACAAACUUGACCCUCUGGCCCAUCCUCUGCUACAGUGGAUUAUUUCCAGUAACAGGUCCCAUAUCGUCAAGCUGCCUCUGAGUAGGCAACUGAAAUUCAUGCACACCUCCCACCAGUUCCUGCUGCUCAGUAGCCCCCCGGCCAAGGAGGCUCGCUUUCGCACUGCCAAGAAGCUGUACGGCAGCACCUUCGCCUUCCAUGGUUCCCAUAUAGAGAACUGGCACUCUGUUCUGAGAAAUGGACUAGUCAAUGCCUCUUAUACCAAACUGCAGCUGCAUGGGGCAGCGUAUGGAAAGGGCAUCUAUCUGAGCCCCAUCUCCAGCAUAUCUUUUGGAUACUCAGGGAUGGGGAAAGGACAGCACCGCAUGCCCACCAAAGAUGAACUGGUGCAGCGUUACAACCGAAUGAACACCAUACCGCAGAGCCGUCCAAUACAAUCAAGGUUUCUUCAAAGUCGAAACCUGAACUGCAUCGCUCUGUGUGAAGUGAUCACAUCUAAGGAUCUCCAGAAACACGGCAACAUCUGGGUGUGUCCAGUGUCCGACCACGUCUGUACUCGCUUCUUUUUUGUGUAUGAGGACGGCCAAGUAGGAGACGCCAACAUCAACACCCAGGAGCCUAAGGUCCAGAAGGAGAUCAUGCGUGUGAUUGGGACCCAGAUCUACUCCAGCUAAUGGAGGUUCUCCAUACGUCUCUCUGGCAGAGGCACACAGGCAGGCAGACAGCGAAUGUUUGGGCGAGCUGACCUCGGGCCUGACGCUGAAGGCCGAGGGAGCUCUUGAGCACAUUAUUUCUAAAGUCGUUUUGUUCUGGUCCUCUCAUUUUCCUCUCUCUCCUUGGUCCUCGUCUCCGGGUGGUUCUGUGUUGAUUUGACCUUCAGUUAGGUUUAAAGUCGUUAAAGUCGCUCUGCGUUCCUCAGCUCACGUCACUUUCCGACAGAAGCGCAACACGCUGACGAAGCGGCCACUGGUGUGGCUCUCCACGCACACACACACACACACACACACACAUUUUCAAACCCAGGGUCGACUGGGCUUUCUCCUUUCUCGCUGCACCUUUACUGAUCCUUUGGGCUAAGUAUCUCUAUCAUUUGUCUUUGUGAAUAUCUAGUAAAAAAUCAUUCCAAAUGAUAAUUAGAUCCCUUUGUGGCAAAUAAGAGCUGGAUUUACAUGCACAUAGAAGUUUGUUCUCUUAUUGUGUUUGCAAAGGCGUUAUCUCUGAUGCGUUUAUUUAAUAUUCUUUGACUAAUGACAUGAAAUAAGGUCUGUGACAUGUUUAUCUGAGGGACAAGCUCUGCUCUGUCAUUUUGUCCGUGUUCACUGGACGGAGCUCCCAGAAUCCAAAUAAGCGAGGUGUGGCUGGAACUCCAGUCACAUACACUAUGGGCACUUUGAUCAAGUGUAACAUUUGAACAGUAUUAUGAUUUUUUUAUUAUAGAAUUAAGACGGUUCUGAUUGAUGAUGCACUUUCACAGCCCCCAAAUGUCAAACAGAGUGGACAGACGCGUAACAUGGCAACAGGGGUCAUAAAAUUUCCUGACAGCUCCACUUAUUGAUGCUUUUGCUGUUAAUGUGAUGAAAUGAUGCUCUGUAAGGUAAAAGGGCUGAUCCCACUGAGAACCAACAAUCACGUCUGAAGUUUUUUGAACUCUCGGAUGCUUUUGCUUCAUCGUUUUGGUUUGCAGAGGUUAGCUUGUGAUCCUCUGGCCUUCACUCCACAGUCAUUUCUCUGCCUGUCUUGAAAGCUGAAAAAAAAUUGUGUCAUUCACUGUACUUACUAGAAGGCAGUCUGACGUUUUGAAGACAGUAAAACAGACAAUAUUUUGUCAUUGCUCGUGAGGUUUUGACUGCAUUCAUGUUGAAGACUCUUGGAUGCAGUGAAUGUCACAGCGUGUCGAGGGGCAGUCGCAGUGAGUUUAGCGUCUCUCUGCUCCUGAGUUGAAGAUGGAGGAUGUAUCAGGUUAAAAGCUUAAGCCGGUCAAAUUGAAGCUGUGAGGUUUACUCCUCAACUACAGCAAUAUCAAUACAGUAUAACGAUGAAAUUAUACAUAUAAGACCAUCUUCUCACUCUGAAAUAAAAAAGAAGCAUUUGGACUGUGUAUGUGUUAUAUCCGUUGCCUAUGUUCUAUGUUCAGAAAACAACCACAGUCACGUGCAGUCAUUUUGUUCGAGUACUCCUCAGUUUUUUUCUUUAAGUGGUGGAUAUCUCAUUUUGAACUCAGUCUCUUUGUCCAUGAGCAACACAUCCCAUUAAAUUCCCACCCUAAAAAUCCACUGUACAGAAAAUUAUGGAGAGUUUUACCAAACUAUCUACUGACAGUAUCCAGUCCAGGUGAGCUCACGUCCUCCCCGGCCCUGACUGACGGACACUGGAUGAUCUAGAUCUGCAUUAGUGUGCAGCUCCAUGGUUUCACCCUGGAGAAUGGCAACCUUGUAUAGCUAAUCAAGUUUAUCAGUUAGUCAUGUACUGUAUGUAUGUAUGUACGUGUGGGUUUGUAUUUUCUUGACAUUAUACUAGACAUUGCACUUAUUCAAUGUUUGCCUAACCUGGAGUAAUGGACUGUCCUCGGACCUACAGCGGACGGGUUGUGAAGGAAAAGGGGAGAGAGAAGUAUUUAUGGAGUCAACAAGACUAUAAUGUCCAACAUCUUAACCAUGUCUGUACUGAGAUGGGCUUUCAGUGUCUCCUGGAACUAAAAAUUCUGACUACUGAAUGGACUUCGAGGCACUGAAAGAGAGCGAAUUGUAAAUAAGGACAUUGGAGACCUUGUUGAAAUGUGUUGUCCAAAAAGUGGGGAGUGGACAUGUACAGCUUAUUGUGUUGCGGGACUGUCCUAAUAGCUGAUGCCUGUUUUCCCCAAGAGGUUUGAGCUACGAGUCUAUUCAGGCUCUGUUCUCUGGCUGUCUGUCUCUGGUGAGUAAUGUUUUCAAAGAUGAUGUUGACGACAAUGAUGGUGAUUUCGAUGGCGAUGAAAGGCGACGAUGCAGGAAAAAAA
Chelmon rostratus (copperband butterflyfish) is the source of this 4639-nucleotide messenger RNA. RefSeq names its product protein mono-ADP-ribosyltransferase PARP6. Gene Ontology annotation, cellular component: nuclear envelope; endoplasmic reticulum tubular network; intracellular anatomical structure. The transcript is spliced from 23 exons. NCBI's taxonomy places the organism in Eukaryota, Metazoa, Chordata, Actinopteri, Chaetodontiformes, Chaetodontidae. Gene Ontology annotation, molecular function: kinase binding; protein serine/threonine kinase activator activity; NAD+ poly-ADP-ribosyltransferase activity. Gene Ontology annotation, biological process: endoplasmic reticulum unfolded protein response. The coding region runs from base 405 to 2318 and encodes 637 amino acids. The record is from RefSeq and is a predicted model, not a curated record.